Castor canadensis (American beaver) is the source of this 1072-nucleotide messenger RNA. It is a transcript of the gene Nthl1, whose product is annotated as nth like DNA glycosylase 1. Lineage: Eukaryota; Metazoa; Chordata; Mammalia; Rodentia; Castoridae. Gene Ontology annotation, cellular component: nucleus. Gene Ontology annotation, molecular function: DNA-(apurinic or apyrimidinic site) endonuclease activity; 4 iron, 4 sulfur cluster binding; DNA binding. The record is from RefSeq and is a predicted model, not a curated record. Gene Ontology annotation, biological process: base-excision repair; base-excision repair, AP site formation; nucleotide-excision repair.
CCGGGAAUCGUAGUUCCGAAUGUACGCUGGCCAUGUGACGAGACCGCGGGGACCGCCGGGAGGUGUAAUCCUCAGAGCUCAGCAUGAACGUGGCGAUGGGGAUGGUGACUCGCAGUCGGAGCCGCGGUCUUGUGGCCGCGUCGCAGGGGGGUGGGGAGGAGCCCGCGCCUCCCAGAAGCCGAGAGGUGGCUGCAGAAGGAAGAAAAAGUCACAGAUCUUUGAAGCAUCAACGGAAGACAGAGAGACUGCAUGUGGCCUAUGAGGCUUCAAGUGGUGAGAAAGGUGAGGGGGCCGAGCCCCUCAAGGUGCCCAUCUGGGCGCCCCAGGACUGGCAGCAGCAGCUGGCUAACAUCCGUACCAUGAGGAGCAAGAAGGAUGCACCUGUAGACCAGCUGGGCGCUGAGCACUGCUAUGACCCCAGUGCCCCUCCGAAGGUCCAGAGGUACCAGGUGCUCUUGUCACUGAUGCUCUCCAGCCAGACCAAAGACCAAGUGACAGCAGGUGCCAUGCAGCGGCUGCUGAUCCGUGGCCUGACAGUAGACAGCAUCCUGCAGACAGAUGACAGCACACUAGGCAAGCUCAUCUACCCUGUGGGCUUCUGGAAGAGCAAGGUCAAAUUCAUCAAACAGACUAGUGCCAUCCUGCAGCAGCACUACGAUGGGGACAUCCCAGCUUCUGUGGCAGAGCUAGUGGCCCUGCCAGGUGUUGGGCCCAAAAUGGCACACUUGGCUAUGGCUGUGGCCUGGGGCACCGUAUCAGGCAUAGCAGUGGACACACAUGUGCACAGAAUCACCAACCGACUGAGGUGGACCAAGAGGGCAACCAAGACCCCAGAGGAGACCCGAACAGCCCUGGAAGAAUGGCUACCCAGGGAGCUGUGGGGCGAAAUCAAUGGGCUGUUGGUGGGCUUCGGCCAGCAGACCUGUCUGCCCGUCCAUCCUCGCUGCCAGGCCUGCCUCAACCAAGCCCUGUGCCCUGCUGCCCAGGGUCUGUGAGGGCCAUGGGGUUUUGCCUGAGCAGUGCCUUUACUUGGGGGAUUGCUGCCUGUGUAAUAAAGCUGGGGGUUGUUUGC